GUGCGAACUUGGACCAACUCCAUCACCGUCACCGUCACCGCACCACACGACCACGCGGCCCUUCGCAGCCACGCAUCCUCGCGCGUCCCAUCCCCGGGCAGUCUCGACUGCGCUCAUGUCGUGCUGAUACAAUGACAGCGAGUCUGGCCCGCCACCCCGCUGCCCGUGUCCCCCCGCCGCCCGUCGCGCAGCGACUCUUGUCCGCGACCCAGCAGUAAUUCUCGCUGCACCGCCGCCGCCGCCGCCCGCGCGCCCUGUCCGCGCCGUCGCGUCGCCCAUAGCUAGGCGCUCCCCCCUUCCCCGGCCCACGACUCGGCGCCCACUCGCAUUCCCGUUGCCUCGCCGGUUGGACGCUCGGUCUCGCUGACCGGCGCCCGACAUCGAGGCCACCCUGCCGCCUGUCGGCGAUGAUGCCAGGCCACAUUCCGCCCGGUGGACCGUUCCACCAGGGCCGGAAGCCGAUGGAGCAUCCGUACCAGCAGCACCACUACGCUCCGCCGCCGCCGCAGACGCACUCGCCCGUCUACCACCACCCCUACGCGCCCUACCACCACCCGCAGCACUAUGGCCCGCCGCACGCCUACCCCCACCAGAUGCCGCACAUGCAGCAGUGGAAUCCGUAUCUCCCGCAGCAGCCCCAGCUGCCGCCGCCCCAGCUGCAGUACAAUAUGCCGCCGCGCCAGUUCCAGCCCCAGGCCUCGCCCGUCGUCGUCUCCUCGCACCCGCACGCGGCAGCCAUGCCCCCGGCGAGCCGUCCGCUCCGUCAGACGCCGCCCAUUGUCCACUCGCACUCGCACUCGCACUCGCACACACCGCCGCCGCAGCGCACACACACUGCCCCGCGCGCUCCGUCGUCGCCGUCGGUCCACUCCCAGGUGCAGAUGCACUCGCCCACUCCGCCCGCCCACACGGCCGUCGCCAGUCCCCCGCCAGUCGCAGAGACAAAGCCUGCGCAGCCCGCCUCGCCGACAUCGCCGCAGCCCACGACCUCCAAGCCCUUCUUCCCGCCACUGCCGUGGCUGUCCGUCCCUGACGCACAUUUCCCGCCGCGUGCGGCUGGGCGAAGGAGGAGAAAGCGGGGCACCGUGUCAGCUCAAGAGCAGGGCCUUGCCUUGCCUUUGCGCGGGCAGGACGUGCAGGCGGACACAAAGACUGCAGAGGAGACAGCUGCUGGUGAGCCCGAGUCUGCAGGAGAGCCCGAGUUUGCAGGAGAGCCCGAGUCUGCAGGAGAGCCCGAGUCCGCAGGAGAGCCCGAGUCUGCAGGAGAGCCCGAGUCCGCAGGAGAGCCCGAGUCCGCAGGAGAGCCCGAGGAGUCGCAGGCCUCCACCAUUGCCGUGCCCUCGGACGCUGAGGUCGACACUCCGUCGACCUCGCACCCACCUUCCGAGAUCGACGUCCCCGCGGUGCAGCAGCGUGCUGCCCAGACAGCUGCGCCUGCUCAGAAGCACAGUCGCAACACCACCAAGCCAGCUGUGCCGCUGAUCCCGGUCAAGCCGGCCAGGCCUGCAAGCGCAGCUUCAACCACCCAGAAGUCGGUCAAGUCGCCUCCUGCCUCGAAGCCACAGCCCAAGUCUGUCGAUGAGCUCGCCGCGCCUGCUACCGAGGCAGUCAGCGCUGAAGAGGCCCCGAAGCCUGCAGCGCCCGCAGCGCCCAAGUCCUGGGCAGAGCUGCUUCGAGCGAAGAACGCCGCAGCCGCACCCCAAGCCCAGGCGCAGCCCCAGCCACCUGUCGUCACAAACGGCGCUACAGGCACGAGCGGCGCUGCUGCGCCGAAGAGCAACUCGCUCGCCGACGUCCUGGCGUCAUACUCUGUCGAUGCCGAGAAGAAGGUGUCUUUCAUCGAACCCCGCGGCCUUGUCAACACUGGCAACCUUUGUUACAUGAAUUCUGUCCUUCAAGUACUGUUGUUUUGCGCACCUUUCUACGACUUCCUGGACCAGACGGCAAAACGCGCCGUGCACAGCUUCAAGUCUGAAACACCUCUUGUUGACGCCAUGAUUAUGUUUCUGCGCGACUUCAAGGUCAUUGACUCGGCCAGCUCGGUUGAGCAGCUCCGCCUGCGCCUCAAGACUGACGAGCUCGAGCAGUACGGUGAUCCUCUCACACCAGAGUAUGUCUACGACACCAUCAGGCGUCUGCCUCGCUUCGAUAACAUGAAGCGCGGCUCUCAGGAAGAUGCUGAAGAGUUUCUGGGCUUCCUUCUGGCUGGCUUGCACGACGACUGUGCUCUUGUCAUCAAGAAGGGCGAGGCACGAGCUGCCCAGAAUGGCACAGCACCCAAGACGGAGCGAUCCAACUCGGCAGACGGCGGAUGGCUUGAAGUCACGGCGAAGCAGAAGACGUCGCUCACCCAGUCAUCUGGCGCUGUCGAAGUCGAGACACCCAUCACCAAGAUCUUUGGUGGCAAGCUUCGCUCGGAAUACAAGAAACCCAACGAGAAGCCGUCGGUGACCUUUGAGCCGUACCAGCCCCUACAGCUGGACAUUGGCGAGCCACACAUCAACAACAUUUCGGAUGCGCUGAAAAACCUCACUCGUCUGGAAACACUGGACAGCGCUGUCCGUGGCGCCAAGGCUUCCACCAAGCAAGUGCACAUUGAAACACUGCCUCCAGUUCUGAUUCUUCAUUUGAAGCGAUUCCACUACGACGAGAAGGGCCCACAAAAGAUUUGGAAGAAGAUCGGUUACCCUCUCGAACUGGAGAUUCCGAAGGAGGUCUUCCCUCAACACAAGCGCGGAGGCUUCCAGGCAAAGGGCGGCUUUCCCAAGUACAGACUCACAGGAGUCGUCUACCAUCACGGCAAGAACGCCAGCGGCGGCCACUACACUGUCGACCUUCGCCGGCAAGAAGGCAAGGAAUGGAUCCGCAUGGACGAUACCGUCAUUCGUCGCAUUCGCGCUGAAGAUGUUGCCGAGGGCGGUGCCGAAGAGGAUCCCAAGCUGCUGGCUGCUGCUCUUGAGCAGCACAAGAGCGAUGCAGGCAAGAGCAAGAACUUUUUCGCUCAAAUUGAUAUUGACGAGGAGGCCGCCGACAAGGGUGGCUGGAACCAGGUCAAUGGCGUGGACAAGAAGGAUACAAAGAAGUGGGCGGGUGUUGUCAACGGCACAGCAACGCCCAACUCGGCUGGAAAGAGGACGCCACUUCCAAAGGAGAACGUCAGGGACAACAAGGUGGCAUAUAUUUUGUUCUACCAGCGCAUAGAGUCAUGAGAGGGCGGACUUGAGCACGGAUAGGCAGGGCGUAUGCUCCCACGAUUACCACGACCAAAAGUCAUUCCGGCGCAGCAAUUGCAUGCAAAAGCAUCCACAAGCGCAGAGCUGUGGAUGAGCAUUCAUCAGCACCGCUUGGCGGUGCACAAAAGAAGAGGAGCAUGUGGAGAGCAAGAUACCCUUCCGGGCGUCACUUAGGAAGAAAGACGAUGUAUAUUUCAAACACGACCCGUGACAUCGUGAUGCGUGAACUCGAGUCGGCUUGGCGCUGCCCCUCCACCCCACCUUUGAACAUCGAGCUCUGGAAGCUUUGACGUAUACGUCAACAAACGACCAACAGAGCCAUUGACAGACAUAAUGCUCAUCACAGAGACG
Molecule: messenger RNA, 3584 nt
Organism: Didymella exigua CBS 183.55
Lineage: Eukaryota; Fungi; Ascomycota; Dothideomycetes; Pleosporales; Didymellaceae
Product: cysteine proteinase
Exons: 2
Coding region: 411-3209 (932 amino acids)
Biological process (GO): protein deubiquitination
Cellular component (GO): nucleus; cytosol
Molecular function (GO): cysteine-type deubiquitinase activity; cysteine-type endopeptidase activity
Source: RefSeq, a predicted model, not a curated record